CCAACUCUCCUUUAAAUCUCUCUCUUAGCUUUCAUCAAUAUUUGUCUCUCCCAACAAAAACUCACAAUUCAAAAAAUAAAUAUAGAGAGAGUACUUAAACAGGAAAAUGGAUCAAAAAUUGCCAAUUAUAGCAAAGAAGUUCUGGAAGAUAGUCCGUGUGGUUUACUUCAUGUUGAGAAAAGGAUUAUCAUCAAAGAGAAAACUAAUGUUUGAUCUCAACUUAUUAAUGAAACGUGGCAAGAUAGCUGGAAAAGCCGCCUUCCAAAAUCUCAUGUUCCAGGGCCAUAAUAAUAUUAACCAUGGGCAUCAAUGCACUUCUCAAGAGUAUUACGAGUUCAGCUGCAGUAACAGCCCAGCUUUUCAUCUCCCUUUCAACCUCAACAAGCGCAUUAGUAAGCAUAGCGAUCACCAUGCAUUACCUGCCAUCGAGGAUGACGAUAUUUCGGCAUUAGAAAUGCUUCAGAGAGAAACAGCAUCACCUGCUUUGCCUGGAUUUGGGAGGACUCCUACGGUGAGGCAAUUAAGGAUCACUGACUCGCCUUUUCCUCUAACAUCAGACGGUGACAUCAUUAGCCACGUAGAUGAGAAAGCUGAUGAAUUCAUUUCGAGAUUCUACAGAGAUUUGAGAAGAGAGGCUUCUGCUUUUGCUUAAUGUGUUUUUUUUUUGUGCUUCAGUUGGCAAUUUUCGUUUCCAGAAUUCAUACAUAUAUGUUCUAGUGGCCUAUAUAUGCAGAUUGGGAGCUUUGAAUAUUACAAAUUACUUUCUGGUUUCAAUUCUGUCCUCGGGAUUUUCUUUCUCAUAAUUUUCUGAUUUUUUUAUGAAAUUAUGAAAAUUAUUAAUGUGAUGAUACCGUUUGUUUGUUUCUUGCUACAGUAAAAUAUUUUCAUGUACUGAAAUUUUUUUCCCACAAAUUCUCUCUGGUAAUUUAAUUGUUACCUUCUACUUUUUUGCUCGAAAAUUAAAUAAGAAGAGCAAAAAGUAAAAGUUAACAUGGAGUAGGUUAGCAAGUUAAAAAUCAUUCCUUCCUUUGAG
Solanum dulcamara is the source of this 1033-nucleotide messenger RNA. RefSeq lists its product as uncharacterized. The record is from RefSeq and is a predicted model, not a curated record. The transcript has a single exon. NCBI's taxonomy places the organism in Eukaryota, Viridiplantae, Streptophyta, Magnoliopsida, Solanales, Solanaceae. The coding region runs from base 107 to 652 and encodes 181 amino acids.